Chenopodium quinoa (quinoa) is the source of this 5738-nucleotide messenger RNA. RefSeq lists its product as uncharacterized. The coding region runs from base 2214 to 3413 and encodes 399 amino acids. NCBI's taxonomy places the organism in Eukaryota, Viridiplantae, Streptophyta, Magnoliopsida, Caryophyllales, Amaranthaceae. The transcript has 2 exons. The record is from RefSeq and is a predicted model, not a curated record.
AAAAGGCUUUUUUGUCCCUCAAUUUUUACCACUUGAAAAAAAAAAAGAAUCGUAUUUUCCCACCCACUUAAAUAAUUAAAUUCAACAUUUUAUCACCUAUUGAACAAAUUACGCUCAUGAAACUUAAUUUAAGAAGGAAUUAAGAUUAUGUUCUCAUUUACUGAGCUGAGCUGAAUUGUUUAUGAGAGAAGGACAUAAGAACUAAAUUGAAUUGAAAUUAAGUUGAAGAGAAUAGUCCCUGAAUAGGUGAAGUUUAAGGGAAAAUGUUGGAAGUUAUGUGGAAAAAAGGCGAUGAGUCCAAUUAAUGAUUUUAUGAACCUAUUUUGUUCAAAGAAUGAUAUAAUAAAGGGUUAAAUUUUUUAGGAAAAAUGGAAACCAAUAAUCCCACCUUUGCCAUUUUCGCUCAAAACAAUCCCACCUUUUCGAAAUCUGGAAACAAUCCCACCUUUAACCCCCAUCUGCUCAAAACAAGCCUUUUUACCCAUAACCUGUGUUAACCGGUUGUUUUUUCCUUAAGCUUUCCUCUCUAACCUCUUUAAUGGCAGCUCCACCAUUAUCACCACCCCCUCCAUAACUAACACCUCAUCAACACCACCACAUACACCACCACCUAACCCAAACUCGCUAGAAGAACCCCCACCCAAUCCCGCUUGGUCCAGCAGCCCCCCACCCAACCUCCUACCCAACCCCGAAUCCCCAUAACCCCCACCCAAAAAUCCGACCACCCACCUCACUCGCCUAACCUCCACCACGACCUCCCAAGUCCCCACCAUAACCCAGGCCACCAAAUCGGCCAAUCCCAUCCAACCCACUUAAAACGCUAACCCCUUUUUCACCCAGCAUCCUAUGAAACACCACGCAACUUGAACUCCCACCCCCACAAUCUCACAUCCCACCUCUAACCCAAAACGAACCUUAUUAAAACAUUUAAAUGUGGAAGAUUGAGAAAGCUUACUUGCCACUUUAAUGGAGACUAACACAUAGUACACUUAAGUGGGUUUAAUUUGCUCCGGUAAGUGAUGGUGGUUGGGCCCGGCGGUGGCUGGUUCGGCGAAGGGACGAGGGCUGUGGCAGGGGAGGAAAGGGGAAAGAGGGUUUUUUUUUUUUUUUUUUAAUUUCUUUAUUUGUUUUUUAAAUUAAUAAAAAAAAACACCAAUCAGACGGUGACAUGUGGCGAGUCACCUUUUGAAACAGGUUACCAAUUUCAUAAACCGGUAAAAAGCUUGUUUUGAGCAAAUGGGGGUUAAAGGUGGGAUUGUUUCCAGAUUUCGAAAAGGUGGGAUUGUUUUGAGCGAAAAUGACAAAGGUGGGAUUAUUAGUUUCCAUUUUUCCAAUUUUUUAAUGGGUGAGAAAAUACAAUUUAUAUUUAUUUGGGUAAACAUUGGAAAUGUUAGAUUUUAACACCAUGCAAAUCAAUGAAAAUUGAUAUUAACACCACCCAAAAAAAAAGUUUAAUUUAACACCACAUAAAAAAUUGAAAAUUUGAAGUUACCACCAUAUAACGGUUUCUGUGACGGAAAAGUGACGUGGGUCCCAUGUUUUAGGUUUGCCUCCAAAUUUCACACUUAGUAAACACGAUUCUUCCUCUUCAUUGAUUACUUCCAACCAUCUUCAUUGAAUUCACUCUGAAUUUUCAUCUACUCAAAGUAGUAUCUUCAUCUAGGGCAUUCAAUUGCUUAAAAUUUGUGUGGUUGGGGAUAGGAAAGUACAAGGGAGCUGUCAUUAGCAGAAGAAAAGCGUUCGAGGAUUUCCUCAUCCAUCUUCAAAAAAAGGGCGAAAAUUGCUGGCAAUCUGACAAUUAAAGGUGAGAGAUUCCAAAGAAGGUAUCUUUUUUAUCUUUUUACAGCAAUUUCGUCUAUUAUUGGUGAAUGGUUGAUGUCAAUUUUGCAAUUUUAUGCUUAAUUGGGGUUACUUUGGCAACUGAAACUGAGAACCCUAGAAAAAGGGAUUAUUUUGAAAUUGACUGCGAAUUAUGUUAAUUGGUGGUUUAGGUUGAAAUUUGACACUAAUUAAUUGGGGUUUUUGUGAAUGAACUUAUUGAAGACUGUAUAUGUGUGAUUUGUUUAUUGAUGCAUGUUGGACUGGAUUAUUUGUUUAUUUGUAUAUUUGAAGUUAAAUAUUCAAUUACUGUAGUUGAUUAAUAAAGUGUUGAUAUUAUAUGUCUUAUAAUAAAGUAAUAAUACUAUUGUAUCUAUGUUAUUGGUGGGUAGAUAAUGGGUGACAAUGAAGAUAUGGUUGACAUCUGUCUAAGGGUGGGGGAUGCAUUUGUCCCUAAAAGAGUUAGCAAAGAUAGACAACUGCUUUGUUGGUGUGGGGGGUGGUGUUAUUGGAGAAGAAAAGUCCUAGUGUCUAAGUUGGAUGUACAGGAGAUUAGGUCAGCUGCAAUUCAUGGAUUUGUUAAUGGUGAUAUGGAGGUGCCUGUCUAUUUCAAUUGUUGGUAUAGGAAGAAGGGGAAAACUUUUAACACUGGUAGAAGGGAACCAGUCAACAGUGAUGAAGUGAGGGGCCUUUUAGAGACUAGAAAUGUAGAGGGUUAUGUAGAAGUCUUUGUGACAGCACAACCUAAUUUGAAGCCCACAACUAAGGCCCAACCCAAUCCCCAGCCAAAGGAUAAGGUUACUAAAAAAAGGAAGAAGGGUCAAAGUACUUCAAUUGUCAGUAUUAGGAGAAGCCCUAGAUUUAAGAAGACUGAGACUGAAAGGGAGGAAAGUCCACCAAGGGAGAAACUGAAGGGGAAGGUUGCAGAAGCUGGAGUGUCCGGUAGUUCAAAACAGAAGAGUAAGCUCAAAGGUAAAGCCUCAGCAAAGGCUAAAGCAUUGGUGUUUGAAGAGGAUGAUGAUGGUGACAAUAAAUCUGAUUACUCUAGCUCAGAUUUGAGUGAUGAAGACCUAGAUUGGGAACCAGGUGAAGAAGAAUUUGAUGAAGGGGAUGAAGAAUGGUUUAUUGAAGGGUCUAAGGACAUCUUAGAGAAGGUUAACAAGAAUUUGAGGAAACUGCAGGGAAGUGGCAUAGAUGAGGGUGUUGUGAAAGAUAAGAGGUCAGAUCUGAAAGAUGACCUGGAUAUAAGAACAGUUAGGGUCAAUCCAGAGGGUGAUGAAGGUGAUUCAGAGAGUUCAAGAAGCUUGUGUGGAUCUGAUUCAGAGGAGGAUACUGCUCCAUGGUUUAAUGAAGAUGUGGACUUCCAAAAGCCCAUCCAGCUGCAGGUGAGGCAGAAGUUCAAGAAUGCUGCAAUAUUGAGAAGGGUAUUGAGACUGCAUGCCAUUCAAGAGAGGUAUGAGUUUUAUUUCUUGCAUAAUGACUCUAAGAGGAUUACAAUGCAGUGUAGGUAUAGAUGUGACUGUGAGUUCAAUAGUUAUACUUGUAGAAUGCCUGCAUGUACAUGUGUGGGGGGGGGGGGUAAAGUGUCAUUUUAAGGUGUAUGCAUCAAAACUGGUCAAGCAGGAUACUUGGCAAAUUAAAAGCUGUAAAUUGAAACACAUUUGUCUUAGAGUCAAGAAAAAUAGGAUGAUUACUGCUGAGUUCAUUGCAGACAGAUAUCUAGAGGAGUUUAGGUGUAAUUCUCCAUGGAGAAUUAAGGAUAUUAGGGCCAGGGUUCUUAAUGACUUAGGUAUUGAGGUGACAUACUUUAAAGCAUGGAUGACUAGGUGUAGGGUUAAACUCAUCAUAUAUGGGUCAGCAAGGGAGCAAUAUGCUAGGUUGUGGGAUUAUGGGAGGUCUGUGAUGAAGUAUAACCCUGGGUCUGGGUGCAAUGUGGUUGUGGAAGGUAUAGACAGUCCUGAGCCCCCUAUGUUUUUGAGAAUGUUCAUGUGUCUAAGGACUUUGAGAGAUGGGUUUGCUAAGGGUUGUAGGCCAAUGAUGGGUGGAUGGUUGUCACCUCAAGGGUGCAUAUCCUGGAAUUAUAUUGGUGGCAGUAGCUAAGGAUGGGAAUAACAAACUGUUCCCCUAGCUUGGGCAACAGUGGAGGCAGAGAAUAAAGAUAGCUGGGGUUGGUUCCUAGAGUCUCUAAUGGCAAUGUUCACACAUGAUCAAGGAGAAGGGCUGACAAUAAUGUCAGACAGGCAAAAGGUAACAGUUUUUUGCCUUUUUUUUUGCACAUUUUCAUUUUCAUUUGUACUUGUUUUUUUUUUCUUUGUGUAAGUAAGUAGGAUGAGUUAUUGAUAUUGUGAAUGAAUAUGGUAGGGGCUUCUGGAAGCAAUGGCUGAUAUAGUACCAAAAGCUGAAAAAAGAUUAUGUGUAAGGCACAUUUGGGCAAAUUUCAAGCUCAAAUUCACUGGGUCAACAUUCAAAGAAUUGUUUUGGGCAGCAGCGAGAUCAACAACUGCAAUAAGUCAUCCCAUUCCAAUACUUAUUUAAUGAUUGUAUGCAUAUGUGUGGGAAUGUGAUUGUCUUAAGUUGUUUACAUUAUUGCAUUUUGUCAGUUUAACUUCAAAUUUGCCAUGGACUCUAUCAAAGAGUUGUCAGAGGAUGCAUAUCAGUAUUUAGUGAACAUUCCCCCCCAGUCUUGGUCAAGACAUGCAUUUUCAUCUAACUGCAAGUCCAACAUGUUGUUAAACAACAUGUGUGAGACUUUCAAUGCAGUCAUCAGGCUUGCCAGAGAUAAGCCUAUCCUCACCCAAAUGGAAUGGAUGAGGAGGUAUGUAAUGAAUAGGAACAAUGAGAAGUGGGAGGAUUCUAAACAAAUUACAAGCAACCUUACCCCUUAUGUGAGGAAUGUCUUAGCUAGGAUAGAAUUUGUUGCUAGGAAGUGUGUUGUGCAACCAUCAAGAGAUGAAACAUUUGAAGUGCAGUUGAUGGAUGAUCAAGAGUGUGUGGACUUACAAAAGGAAACUUGUACCUGUUAUCAUUGGGAACUAAUUGGGAUUCCCUGUGUGCAUGCUUAUUCAUGCAUGAUGGACAUGAGGGGUGACAUAGAGGCAUAUGUGGACCCUUAUUACACCAUGGACUCAUACAGGAAGGUUUAUGAACCCCCUAUCCAACCCAUGCCUGGUCCUAAACACUGGGAGAUAGUGAGUAUGAGGGAACCACAGCCUCCAACAUUUAAGGUACAGCCUGGAAGACCAAAGAGCAAAAAAAGGAAGCUGGAACCAGGGGAAUGUUCUACUGCAACUGCACAACCACAGACAGCAAAGAGGCAGAAACAAUGCAGUAAGUGUACAGGAUUUGGUCAUUAUGCCAAGACCUGCAAAAACACUCCUGCACCAGCAAAUGAGGAGCCAAGGCAACCAGGGAGACCACCCUCCAACACUCCUUGGGUGGUGGAGGAAAGGAAGAAGAAAGAACUCAGAGCUGCCAAAAAGAGCUCAAGUCAGCCAAGCUCAAGUCAACCAAAGCCAAGCUCAAGUAAACCAAAGCCAAAGCAGCAGUCUAAGUCAAAGGCAAAUCCUUCCUCCAGCCAACCUGCAACAACCGCUACUCAGCAUCCACACAAAACUUCUAAGUGUUCCUCAAGUCAGCCUGCAACAACAACAGUUCAACAACCAUCACACACAGGUGUGAUAACUAGGGCCAAGCUGCAAAAUUUCAAGGAUGUUAACCUCACUCAGUGAUGUAAUAGCUAGAAAACAAUAUUAUGUUUGAAUUCAUAUUUAUGUCAUCAUUUUGUUUGUUUGUCAUUAGCAUUUGAACAACCAGAGAUAUUAGGAUGGUGUACAUUUUGUAUGGCUGUAAUUGCCAUUAAGACAGGUUCAAGUAAACACCUUUUGGCAACUUUUUAUGAAUAUAUAUGUUCUGUUAACUAA